CCAUCAUUUAACUUUAAAAAUAAUCGAAGAUUUUAAGACUUCCGUGUCUUACAAACAAUUAUAUGAAGACAUUCAGAAAUUAGUAGUUUCCCGUAAUGUUCGUUCGGAAAAUUUCAAAGAAACAUUGCUGAAAGCCAUGGAGGAGAGCGGACUGCAAGCAAACUUAAAAAACGACAUUUAUAGAUGGGUGAAAACUAAGAAAAAAGAGCAAAAUCAGUUCGACGCCUUUUUCCGAAAAGCCCAGGUAAACUGGGAUCGAAGAAUUCAUAAAUCACUGAAUUCUAUGUGCAACGAGCUCGGGAUUACCCUGGCUAAGUUGAGAAAUACCCAGGAAAAAGAAGAAAUUAUGACGAAAUGGAACGAAUUGAGCAAUUUUGAAGUUGAUAUACAUAAAUACAGACCGGUUUAUGCCCCUAAGGAUUUUCUGGAAGUUCUUUUGAAUUUAAAAGGCCCCGUUACGAAAACAAACUGUGAAAAACAAGAAUGGGAAUUUAUACAUAUACCUUUAAGAGUCAAAAACGUUUCAGAUUUGCGCAACAUCUACACAGAGUUAACCCGUGGCGAUAAAAUCCUAGGUAUUCAUUUAUCAGCUUCCAACCCCCAGGCUUAUUUGAGCCUUGAAGCUGAAAGAAUAGCUUUGGCUGAAAAGGUUUUGCAAAAAAAUUACGCACCCAUAGCACAAGAGUACUUAAAAAAAGGGUGCCCUAGAUGUAUGAGGGCUAAAAUUUGGGCUCUUAUAUUGGGCUCAGAAAAUAAACAACACAAUGUUGAAUAUUUUAGGCAAUUAAAAGAACAUGUUUUACAGUUUGAUUUGAUGAUUGAUAAGCUUAUAAUAAAGGAUAUCACUUUGACAGCUUCGAAUGAUGACCAAUAUUUUGUUUUUGAGGAUGAUUUAUAUCAAAUGAUGUUAUGUUUUUCUAGAGACAGUGAGAUUUUGAAAAUGAUGCCGGGCCAGCCAGCUUUUAUGCAGGUUUUAUUAAAGGGAAAUAAAAAUACCGUGGAUAAUAACAUGGUUUUUCCACCGUCAGGUGUCAUACCGUUCCAUGGGUUCACCAUGUAUGCUGCACCUUUUUGUUACCUCUUUGAAAACCCAGUGGAACUAUAUUUCAGUUUUCGGCAGUUUUAUUUGAGGUAUUGGCAUCGUCUUCAUAGGUUGUGCACCAGCCCCCAGGGCAUAGUUUCCCUAUGCUUACAAUACGAAAGGAUGUUACAGUGCUAUGAGCCGAUUCUGUGGCAUCAUUUUAAAUCCUGUCACAUACACCCUUUGAGGGUGGUCAUCAAAUGGAUAAUGAGGGCUUUCAGUGGACACCUUCCCCUAGAGCAGUUACUGAACCUGUGGGAUUUAGUUCUGGCCUACGAUUCUUUAGAAAUAAUACCCCUAUUAGCUGUGAGCAUAGUAAUUUUCCGAAAAGAAAAUUUAUUGAGGGUACACAACCUCCAAGGCGUGGAAGCUGUUCUAGCCGACCUAUCCAGCAUAUCAGUCAUACCACUUUUACAAAUGGCGUUAAUUAAAGAAGAAUAAAUAAAAACAUAACCUCAAAAAGUUGUUUAAUUGCUAAGUCACCUUAGCGUAAACAAUAUCGUCUGCG
Molecule: messenger RNA, 1589 nt
Organism: Brassicogethes aeneus
Lineage: Eukaryota; Metazoa; Arthropoda; Insecta; Coleoptera; Nitidulidae
Source: the annotation of a GenBank genome assembly